Anneissia japonica is the source of this 714-nucleotide messenger RNA. RefSeq lists its product as uncharacterized. Lineage: Eukaryota; Metazoa; Echinodermata; Crinoidea; Comatulida; Comatulidae. The coding region runs from base 1 to 714 and encodes 237 amino acids. The transcript has a single exon. The record is from RefSeq and is a predicted model, not a curated record.
AUGGCGCACAGAAUUCUACAAACAAACGCAAGGUGCUGCCAUGGGUUCUCCGCUGUCACCGCCAAUUUAUUUAUGGAAGAAUUUGAACGGAUUGCCCUCUACACGUCAUCAGAACACCGACCAAAGUUAUGGCUUCGAUAUGUUGACGACACAUUUGUGAUCUGGCCACAUAACCGUGAACUUCUGGGGGAAUUCCUAUGUCAUCUAAAUGCACAACACAGCACCAUCGCCUUCACCAUGGAAACUGAAUCAGAUAGAUCUAUCCCGUUUUUAGAUGUACAUGUAACCAGAACCACUAAUAACACAAGGUACGUCAGAUCUACUCUUGCCCUGAACGGAUAUCGCCAUUAUAAGUUCAACACGAACCCACCAACCACCAGACCAGUUCAACCAGAACCAUUUAAGACAGUAGCCUUGCCUUAUAUAGGCCCCACCUCACAUCAAAUUCAGCGCAUUCUGAACUCGGCCAACAUCAGAGUUUACCACAGUGCACCCAAUAAACUUCAGGGGAUACUUCACACAUACAAGGAUAAGCCAUCUCACAAUAAUCGUCCAGGGGUAUACAAUAUCCCGUGUGAAUGCGGUAAGGUCUACAUCGGAGAGACUGGUAGAGACCUCAAACCAGACUCAAAGAACGAAGAACAAAGACGAGGCGAAUACCAGAAGUCAUCCAUCAUUCUCCAUUCAUACAAGGAAAAUCAUCAAAUACAUUAG